UAAAUUGUGAUUAAGAUUUCUCUCGCUGUUGGCAAUGCAGUUACUUAUUUUUGUUUUUAGUUUAUCGUCAUAAGGAGUAUUCCUUAAUAUUGAAAUUCAAUUGCUUUGUCAAAAUUCUAAAAUAUUAAAAGAGAACCGGCAUCAUGGGAAACGUAUUUGCCAAUCUGUUUAAAGGCCUUUUCGGUAAGAAGGAGAUGAGAAUUUUGAUGGUCGGCCUCGACGCUGCCGGGAAAACUACCAUACUCUAUAAAUUAAAGCUAGGAGAAAUUGUUACUACUAUUCCAACUAUAGGUUUUAAUGUUGAAACUGUAGAGUACAAGAAUAUCAGCUUCACUGUGUGGGAUGUUGGAGGCCAGGACAAAAUUAGGCCAUUAUGGAGACAUUAUUUUCAGAAUACCCAAGGUCUCAUUUUUGUGGUUGAUAGCAAUGACCGUGAAAGAGUCGGGGAAGCUAGAGAGGAACUUAUGCGAAUGCUUGCAGAAGAUGAACUUAGAGAUGCCGUUUUACUUAUUUUUGCCAACAAACAGGAUCUUCCAAAUGCAAUGAAUGCAGCCGAGAUCACGGAUAAGCUGGGCCUUCACUCUCUUCGAAAUCGCAAUUGGUACAUCCAGGCUACAUGUGCCACUUCUGGUGAUGGACUUUAUGAAGGCCUGGACUGGCUCUCCAAUCAGCUGCGAAAUCAGAAGUAAUUUGGGCAGCCAUCAAUCAUGGUACAUCAGGCAUGAAGUCUGUUCAUUCUGUGGAACUAAAAAAUAUGCAAAACCCUCAUUUUGUGUAUUUUUUGGGAGGGUCGGGGGUUUCAUUUUCCAACUGUUCCUUUUGA
Uloborus diversus is the source of this 823-nucleotide messenger RNA. Its product is annotated as ADP-ribosylation factor 1. The coding region runs from base 144 to 689 and encodes 181 amino acids. The transcript is spliced from 5 exons. Gene Ontology annotation, molecular function: GTPase activity; GTP binding. NCBI's taxonomy places the organism in Eukaryota, Metazoa, Arthropoda, Arachnida, Araneae, Uloboridae. Gene Ontology annotation, cellular component: cytoplasm; plasma membrane. Gene Ontology annotation, biological process: intracellular protein transport; vesicle-mediated transport. The record is from RefSeq and is a predicted model, not a curated record.